Messenger RNA from Olea europaea var. sylvestris, 2220 nucleotides. RefSeq names its product heavy metal-associated isoprenylated plant protein 33-like. Gene Ontology annotation, molecular function: metal ion binding. NCBI's taxonomy places the organism in Eukaryota, Viridiplantae, Streptophyta, Magnoliopsida, Lamiales, Oleaceae. The record is from RefSeq and is a predicted model, not a curated record. The transcript is spliced from 4 exons. The coding region runs from base 315 to 1961 and encodes 548 amino acids.
CAAGAAAUGAAAAUCCACCCCAAAAUUGAGAAAAACUUUUUGUAAAAUUGGUUUAGGAGUGAUUUUCCUCAAAGUUUUGGAAAAAAGAAGAUAAAUUUAACAGUAGCAAGCAAAAGAUACCCCAUAAAUAAUGCUUCAAAAACCCAGAACGAGAGUGUGCCAGUCUGCACUUUGUUUAGAGCAGUAGCUUCCUUCUCUCUCUUACUCUGAAGUAGAGGAAACAAGAGUAACUCACCGUAGAGAUCUAAAACAGCCCUUUAAUUAUCCCAUUGCACUAUUGUUGGCUUCUGUUUAUUCCUUUUUGAUUGGUUAAAAUGAGUAAAGAAGAGUUCUUGAAAAUCCAGACUUGUGUUCUUAAAGUCCAUAUACACUGUGAAGGCUGCAAGCACAAAGUGAAGAAAAUCUUGCAGAAGAUUGAUGGGGUUUACACUACAACCAUAGAUUCAGAGCAGGGGAAGGUUACAGUGUCUGGAAAUGUUGGUCCUGAAACACUGAUCAAGAAGCUUUCCAAGAAAGGGAAACAUGCAGAAAUUUGGGGUGCACCGAAGGCAAAUAAUAACAAUCAGCUUAAUAAUCAGUUCAAGAAUCUGCAAAUUGACAAUGGAAAAGGUGGGAAUAACAAGGGGCAGCAGGUUCAGGUUCUAAAGGGUGGCAAUAACCAGCCAAAAGGUGGUCCACGGGGAGGUCAAAAUCCACAAGUCCAACAACUUCAACAGCUUCAGCAAUUGAAAGGGUUUCAAGAUCCGAAAAUGCUGCCUCAGCUUAUGAAGGACUUGAAAAUGCCGAAGGAUCAAAACCCGAAAUCUGGCAAAUUCAACGGUUUGGAGGACAAUGACAUGUCUGAUGAUGAGUUGGAUGAAUUUGAUGAUGAGGACGAAGAUGAGUUGGAUGAUGAAAUGGAGGAUAUGACUAUGAAUAAGACAAAGCUGGGCAAUGGCCUUGCGGGUGCACCGAUGCCUAACAUGAUGGGCUGGCAGAACCCUCAGCUGAUGAAGGGUGGUGCUAAUGGUGGUGGAAAUGGAGGAAAUGCGGUUGGGAAUGGAAAAAUUGCUGGGGGUGGGAAUGUGCCAGUUACGGUCAAUGUUGGUGGUAAUAAUGGUGGCAAUAAAGGUGGUAAUGGUAACAAUAACAGUGGUAACCAAAAUCAGGGAGGCCGAAAGAAUGGAGGCGGUCAGCCACAGGCCAACAACGGCGGUGGAAGUGGCGGUGGGCAGAUGAAGAAUGGUAACAAUGGUUGUGCUAAUGGGGCCAAGAAAGGGGGUGGAAUGAAUGAUGGGCCACAAGGCAUGCCAAACAUGAUGACUGUGAAUGCUGGAGGUAGUGUGGGGCAGACGAGGACUGCCCCCAUGGGCCAGAUGGGUCAAAUGGGCCAGAUGGGUCAGAUGGCGAUGGGUCAAAUGGGCCAGAUGGGUCAGAUGCCGAUGGGUCAAAUGGGCCAGAUGCCGAUGGGUCAAAUGGGCCAGAUGCCGAUGGGUCAAAUGGGCCAGAUGCCGAUGGGUCAAAUGGGCCAGAUGCCGAUGGGUCAAAUGGGCCAGAUGCCGAUGGGUCAAAUGGGCCAGAUGCCGAUGGGUCAAAUGGGCCAGAUGCCGAUGGGUCAAAUGGGCCAGAUGCCGAUGGGACAGAUGGGUCAAAUGCCAAUGAGCCAAAUGGGUAACCCUGCAGCUAUCCGAGGCCUACCUGCUCCGCCCAUGAAUGGUGGUGGUGCUGUCAAUUUCCAAGGUGUUGCCCCUGAGCAAAUGGCCGCGAACCCCUACUACCAACAACAAUUGGCUGCGAUGAUGAUGAACCAACAACGUGCCAUUGGGAACGAAAGGUUUCAACCCCUGAUGUAUGCUCCGCCUGCACCUGCCGUCAACUACAUGCCACCCUACCCUUCUUACCCGUACCCUCCUCCUGGCGAACGCGUUGAAGAGUACUCAAUGUUCAGCGAUGAGAACUCGUCAGGUUGCACCAUGAUGUGAACCUGCUGCCCGACUCAGCUCUACCUAAAGAUGGAUUUUCUGAAUUCUCUUAUAGUUCAUGACUUGGUGGUCUUGAUCCCGUAAUAUACAUGGAAAUGGUUUCUCUUUGAUUUUAAGUUUAGAUUACUGUUUAAUCAUAGGGAGUAUUUGAUAGAAUAUAUACUAUCAAAGCUUUAGACAGUGGGGAUGGCAAUGUUUAUAUAAUGUUUAUAUGCUGGAAACAUUAAUAAAAUCAAGGAGAUUGAUGGGAUUUAGUAAA